Molecule: messenger RNA, 930 nt
Organism: Odobenus rosmarus divergens (Pacific walrus)
Lineage: Eukaryota; Metazoa; Chordata; Mammalia; Carnivora; Odobenidae
Gene: NAT9
Product: N-acetyltransferase 9 (GCN5-related, putative)
Exons: 6
Coding region: 8-628 (206 amino acids)
Biological process (GO): protein acetylation
Molecular function (GO): N-acetyltransferase activity
Source: RefSeq, a predicted model, not a curated record
UGCUACCAUGAGGUCAAACGAGAACACCUUGCUGCUGGGGAAGAAGGUGGUGCUGGUACCCUACACCGCAGAGCACGUGCCUAGGUACCACGAGUGGAUGAAAUCCGAGGAGCUGCAGCGUUUGACCGCCUCCGAGCCACUGACGCUGGAGCAGGAGUAUUCGAUGCAGCGGAGCUGGCGGGAGGACACGGCCAAGUGCACGUUCAUUGUGCUGGAUGCAGAGAAGUGGCAGGCCCGGCUGAGCACCACUGAAGAGAGCUGCAUGGCGGGAGAUGUAAACCUCUUUCUCACAGAUCUAGGGGACCCUUCCCUGGGGGAGAUUGAGGUCAUGAUCGCAGAGCCCAGCUGCAGGGGCAAAGGCUUUGGCACCGAGGCUGUUCUCAUGAUGAUGUCAUAUGGAGUGACCAGACUAGGUCUGACCAAGUUUGAGGCUAAAAUUGGGCAAGGAAAUGAACCGAGUAUCCGGAUGUUCCAGAAGCUUCACUUUGAGCAGGUGGCCGUGAGCAGCGUCUUCCAAGAGGUGACGUUUAGGCUGAUAGUGAACGAGCAUGAGCGGCAGUGGCUUCUGGAGCAGACCAGCCACGUGGAAGAGAAGUGCUAUGGAGAUGGGUCGUCGGAGUCCCGCUGACAGCUGGCCUUGUUGGCAGCCACCCUGUGUGAAUGGGGGUGUUGGGACCACGCAGUCCAAAAGCCCAGAGCCCUGUAACAGAAGGUGAACUGUCGGGGCCUUUGGGGCAUAGUGCCCCUGGCCCCUCUGUAGCCUGGGACUCUCCUUGUGGGGCCCUUCAGACUUUGGGCUGGACUUGCCUUGGCCUCCCUCAGGCUGGCCAUGUGGAUGAGUGACUUCAGGGCCAGCCCACCCUCCUGGCCAGCCCUGGACUCCCGGAACCUGGUGUGGACAGCGUGAAUCCCCGGGAGGCAGGGUGGAGG